Molecule: messenger RNA, 1005 nt
Organism: Cladophialophora psammophila CBS 110553
Lineage: Eukaryota; Fungi; Ascomycota; Eurotiomycetes; Chaetothyriales; Herpotrichiellaceae
Exons: 5
Coding region: 1-1005 (334 amino acids)
Source: RefSeq, a predicted model, not a curated record
AUGGUGCGGAUCGCGCUGGCUGGUGGCACCGGCAAUGUUGGACGAGAAGUUUUGGAUGGGCUAGUGGCGAAGGGAUCGCAUGAGAUCAUUGUAUUCAGUCGCUCCGAUGCUUCCAAGCUCACCCUGCCAGGCGUUGAAACGGCUCAAGUCGACUAUAAUGACCAAGCGGGCCUCAUCAAACAUCUACAAGGCGUGGAUACGGUGCUCUCUUUCAUCGUGAGCCACCUCGACCCAGAUGGCACGGCCCAAAAGAAUCUCGUGGAUGCCAGUAUAGCGGCGGGUGUGAGAAGGUUUGCACCCAGUGAAUGGGCGCUAGGGAGCAACAGCGGCAACCCACUUUAUAAAAGUAAAGAUCUGGUACACGAAUAUCUCCAACAGAUCAAUAAGGACAAGAAAGUACUAGAAUACUGCCUCUUCCAGCCAGGUCUGUUCUUGAAUUACUUGGGCUUUCCCCACGCCUCCACCAAGCACGUUCAACUGUUCUGUACUCCGUGGGACUUGGAACAUCGGCGCGCGAUCAUCCCAGCCGACGCCGACUUUCCACUUACUCUCACGACUGUUCAAGACAUGGUCAACGUGGUCGUUGCGGCCAUCGACUAUAAAGGCGUGUGGCCGGAAAUAGGUGGAAUUAGCGGCAACACGUUCAUGAACUCGGAAUUCUUGAUGCUGGCAGAAUCGGUGCGCGGUACGGUAGAUGAUCCCCUUUGCGCGCCUGCCGCUAAUCCCAGCCUUCUUCCGGCCGCAGGCUCCAUGAAAGUCGAGGCAGUCCCCAAGGCCCAGCUCAAAGACGCCAGCUUCAAUACCUCGUGGCUGCCCCCAGCCGAUCAUCCCGCCAUCGCCCCGGAAAUGAGAGUGGCCUUUGCGAAACAGAUAGUGGCCGGCGUCUUGCAGGCAGCUUUGAAGGGAGGGUUUGGCGUCAGCGAUGAAUGGAAUCAACUGCUUCCAGGUUUGCGCAUGACGAAAGCGGACGAUUUCCUGUUGGAGAUCUGGUCGGGAAAGCCAUGA